This is a messenger RNA of Perkinsus marinus ATCC 50983, 1764 nucleotides long. RefSeq names its product retrovirus polyprotein, putative. The record is from RefSeq and is a predicted model, not a curated record. NCBI's taxonomy places the organism in Eukaryota, Perkinsozoa, Perkinsida, Perkinsidae. Gene Ontology annotation, molecular function: nucleic acid binding. Bases 1 to 1764 code for a protein of 587 amino acids. Gene Ontology annotation, biological process: DNA integration. The transcript is spliced from 2 exons.
AUGCCGGACCAGGGGGUGGGGUGGCUGAGUGGUUGUUUGGCAAAGGCUGUCACUUAUGUUCAUUCAGUGGUGGUUGAAGGUCCGUCGGCUCUCUCUUCUGCUACCCCUAACCACGGAAGCUCGUUGCCUUUAACACGAGUCAUCUUCCACAGUGACUCGCAGACUGCUCUAUCAUGGGCCGAGCUCGGCCACGCCGGUUGCUCUAGUACCGAGAAAGUUAUGGUGAAAAGGCUAGCAAAUAACAUCAGGGAGCUUCUCGACGAGAUUCAACUAUACGGUGUUGAGGUUCUAAUGAAGAAGGUUACUGGAGAGGAGAAUGCCGAGGCUGAUGCACUGAGCAGAAUUCUAGACAACAUGGGAUUGUCCGGUCCUAGGUCUGAGGAUAGACUCGCUCCGCACUUGAGUAUCGUCUUGGACCCCACGGUGUUGGCGCUCGGUCGUCCCGGAGAUGAGGCACGUCAGCGACUUGCUGGUAUUCAAGCAGCGUCACCCAAGUUCAAGGACGUCAUCAACAAGCUCACGGUCGCCUCUUACCCAGAUGGUAUCAUGGUCGAUGGUAAGCUGGAAUAUCUCAAGUUCGAGGAUGGCCUGCUCGUAGCCCUUAAAUUCCCGCAUGGAGAUACGGCUCAGCCUCCUAAAAAGCUCAUAGCUAUCCCUACGGAUGUUGAGGAGGGCGUGCAAGAAGCCACUAGGGUGAUUACCAGCUAUCACGAUGUGGGAGCACAUGAUCACUGCCGACGAACUCGUUGGCGAGUCGGGAGGGAUUUCUGGAUUCCAGGGAUCACCUCAUUGACUGCCAAGAUCGUUCGGGAAUGCCCCGAUUGCCAGGCUGCAGCUACUACGAGAUUUUUCGCCUCAGGUAGCGGUGAUUACAAUCAUCUUGAUGCCGGCGUUCGCAACAUUUGGAGCGUCGUCAGUUGUGAUCUGGCUGGACCAUUCGUGCGGUCUAGGCAAAAUCACACUUAUGCCCUGGUGUUCGUCUGCGAGUUUUCCAAGUUCACUUAUAUGGUAGGAAUCAAGGAUUCGUCUGGCCGUGCCGUGUCCCAGGGAAUGGAAGCUGCAUUCGAUAUCCUGGGAACACCGGAAAGGCUGCGAAGUGACGGCGGUCCUUGUUUCCGCAGCCGUUUCCUUGGCAACUUCCUAUCCCGCAGAGGUGUUAAGCACCAUAUCUGCCUUCCUUAUGCUCCUUGGCAGAAUGGGAGUGCUGAAGCUGCGGUUGGUUCCCUCAAACGCACUUUGCGCCGUUAUCGUGAUGUCUAUAAUGCUACCGGUAAAUGGGAGGAUCUCAUGGCUAAGGCGAUGCGCCGAACGAAUGCCAAACCGGGGCUGACAGGCAAAAGCAGUUUUGAGAUCUUUUUCGGUCGUGCCCGUCGUGAAGAAGAAGAGCUGCGCCUUGCUCCGGGUGGGGCCACUCAAGCGCUUAAUCCGCCGAGCCGUGAUGAGAAACCACCUGUCCUCGACGACAUUGAGAAGGAGAGAGAAGCGUUGAAGGACGACCUCAUCCAGGCCAAGGAAGAGCGGCCUUUGGUCACCACUUUGAGACCAAGGAGAAAAGCGCAAAUGCCUAAGAUCGGGGAUCGCGUACUAGUCUUCCGACCCGAUCCUUUCGGUGGCGCCGGUCAUGGGCAGGGGAAGUAUAGCCGUGACUGGUAUAGAGUUGUUAACAUUGAUCUACCUUCUCUGCGGGUGGAGGUGCGAAAAUCCGAUACUGCGGAGAGCACCUCGUGGGAGAGCCUACGCAAUAUUCGUCCCUUUUACGGUUAA